CUUGUCGUCGCUUAACCAACACAGCGACCGGCGCUUCAGUGGAGUUUGACGUGGCACUCUGAUUUCACUGAGGGCAACAGACAGUGAAGAGGACUCUGCCCAAUAUACAGGUUAUCAACUUCAUUCAUCCUGGCAUGAGAAAACAGUGACAGUCAUCCCAUCACAAUGAGUCAACAAGGUUAUGUUGCUGCACCCCCAUACUCCCAGGCCCAGCCAGGGAUGGGGGGCUACCAAGGUGGAUUUGGCGCUGGUCCUGCACAGCCGCUCUAUGGACACUAUGGGGGGCAGCCUCAGGCAUUUACAGCCCCACCCACAGGUAUGAUGAAAUCCCCAGUUUCCUCGGCUGCUGGGAUGCCUCCGCCUCCAGUGUCCACUCAGUACAGUCCAAAUAUCCAGCAGAAUGGCGCACAUCCUCAAAGAUAUCCUGCUCCUCCUGCUACUGCUGCAUAUGGACAACAGCCCCCAUUCAACAGCAUGGCUUCUGCAGCCCCACCUCCAACACAGCAGCUUACCAAUCAGAUGAGUGCUAUGAAUUUAGGACACUAUGCCCCGGGUCCCAUGCAGAGCCCUCCUCCUCCAACAAGCUCUGUUGUCCAGCAGCCUUUCCAAACAGCUCCUCCUCCAGCGAUGGGCCAGCCACAGAUGUCUCCAGGUCUGCAGAGCCCCUCCAUGCCCCCUCAAAUGUCUCCUCCACAGUCACCGCCAUCGACCAUGGCAAUGGGAAGCCCACCAAUGGCAGGUCCACCGAUGGCAGGUAGGCCCUUCCCUGGGCCACCUCCCCCUGGGCCUGGAGGUUUUCAGCAGCCUGGUCCUGGAGCUGCUGGUCCACUGGGAUACCAGCAACAAGCAGGGCCAUUUGGGGGACCAAUGGCAGGGCCCCAUCCGGGCAUGCCAGGGGGCUUUCCCGGAGCACCGGGUGGACUGGCAGGACCACCACAGAAGAAACUCGACGCUGACUCUAUCCCCAGCAUAACUCAAGUCAUUGAGGAAGACCAGGGAAAACAAGGAGGGCAGGUAUACAGCACAAACAUCAGAGGGCAGGUUCCUCCUCUGGUUACCACAGACUUCUCUGUACAAGACCAAGGCAAUGCCAGCCCCAGGUUUAUGCGCUGCACCACCUACACCCUUCCCUGCACAACUGAUCUGGCCAAACAGUGCCAUGUGCCCCUGGCCACCAUCAUUAAACCCUUUGCCAGUAUGCCAAAGAAUGAGACUCCCCUCUAUCUUGUGAACCAUGGUGAGACAGGCCCGAUACGCUGCAAUCGAUGCAAAGCCUACAUGUGUCCCUACAUGCAGUUUAUUGAUGGAGGCCGUCGAUUCCAGUGUGGUUUCUGCAGCUGUGUCACUGAAGUACCAGUCCAGUAUUUCCAACAUCUUGACCACAUGGGUCGGAGGGUGGACUUCUAUGAGAGGCCUGAGCUUUCUCUGGGGUCUUAUGAGUUUGCAGCCACCCUGGAGUACUGCAAGAACAACAAGCCUCCAAACCCUCCCGCCUACAUCUUUAUGAUCGACGUGUCCUACAACAACAUUAAGAGCGGGCUGGUCAAACUGAUAUGUGAAGAGCUGAAGACCCUGCUUGAGAAACUGCCCAGAGAGGAAGGUAUGGAGACUUCUGCCAUCAAGGUGGGCUUCGUCACCUACAACAAAGUCCUUCACUUCUACAACGUGAAGAGCGCUCUGGCCCAGCCUCAGAUGAUGGUGGUGUCUGACACGGCUGAGAUGUUUGUCCCACUACUCGACGGUUUUCUAGUCAACUACCAGGAAUCACGGGCUGUUAUCUUCAACCUGCUGGAACAGAUCCCUGACAUGUUUGCUGACACCAGCGAGAGCGAAACGGUCUUUGCCCCUGUCAUCCAGGCCGGCGUGGAGGCAUUCAAGGCUGCUGAAUGUAGCGGAAAGCUCUUCAUCUUCCAGUCCUCCAUGCCCACUGCGGAGGCUCCAGGCAAACUGAAGAACAGGGAUGACAAAAAGCUGGUCAACACGGAGAAAGAGAAGACUUUGUUCCAGCCUCAGAAAGGAGUGUACGAGCAGCUGUCCAAAGAGUGUGUGGCACACGGAUGCUGUGUGGACCUCUUCCUUUUCCCCAGCCAGUAUGUGGACUUGGCUACUAUGGGUGAUGUGCCUUUACAUACCGGAGGCUCUGUCUACAAGUACAACAACUUCCAGGUGGAGACAGACGGAGAGCAUUUUCUGAGAGAUCUGAGGAAAGAUGUGCAGAAAAGCAUCGGGUUUGAUGCAGUCAUGCGAGUCCGUACCAGCACAGGCUUCAGAGCUACAGACUUCUUUGGUGCCAUCCAUAUGAACAACACCACAGACGUAGAGAUGGCAGCCCUGGAUUGUGACAAGGCGGUGACUGUAGAGCUGAAGCAUGACGACACUCUGAGUGAGGAGACUGGAGCUCUCAUACAGUGUGCCUUGCUGUACACCACCAUCAGCGGGCAGCGGCGUCUCCGCGUCCACAACCUCAGUCUGAACUGCAGCACACAGUUGAUGGAGCUGUACAAGAGCUGUGAGACAGACUCACUCAUGAACUUCUUUGCCAAAUCAGCUUACCGUGCCAUAUUGAACCAGCCUCUGAAGAAUGUGAGAGAGAUCCUGGUCAACCAGACGGCCCACAUGCUGGCCUGUUACAGGAAGAACUGUGCCAGCCCGUCUGCUGCCAGUCAGCUGAUCCUGCCCAGUGCCAUGAAGGUGCUACCUGUCUACAUGAACAGCCUGAUGAAAAGUGCUCCUUUGGUUGGCAGCACCGAGCUCUCUACAGAUGAGCGAGCCCAUCAAAGACUGUCAGUGAUGGCCAUGGGGGUGGAAGACACACAGCUGCUGCUCUACCCACGCCUAACUCCACUGCACAACAUAGACGUCAGCAGCGAGGCCCUCCCUGCUCCUGUGCGCUGCUCAGAGGAAGGUCUGACAGAUUCUGGCAUGUUCCUGCUGGAAAACGGCCACUCCAUGUUUCUGUGGCUCGGCCAAGCAAGCCCGCCGGACCUCAUCCAGAGCCUUUUUAAUGUUCCCUCCCUCGGCCACCUGCAAGGACAAAUGCCAGCGCUGCCAGAACUGGACAACCCAUUAUCCAAGAAGGUUCGGUCCAUCAUCAGUAAUCUGCUUGAAAAGAGGCCGAACUCUAUGAAGCUCCAGAUUGUCAGGCAACGGGACAAACCGGAGAUGUAUUUCCGUCAGUUCCUUGUGGAGGACAAAGGGCUUCACGGCGGGGCUUCGUACAUGGACUUCCUCACCUACGUUCACCGAGAGAUCAGGCAGCUGCUCACUUAACCCCUUGACACCUGGCCUCAUUGUCCCGUGAGAAACUAACGGACCAUGCACAAAUCUCACAGGGUCAGUCUCAGCUUUGAAUCUUAAGGACAAUUCACAGACAGUAACUUUUCAAGUGCUUUAUAAAGACUGAAGAGGGAGAAACAAGAGACUGGAAGAGGCUUUCAGAGAUUUAACCACAAGGGUCCAAAGCUGCCUUUCCACUAUCAUUUAGUGUACGCACAAUAUCGUCUCUUCAAAUAACCACUUGUCACUGGAAGAGCCUCUCUGGAGGUAAGAAAUGGACAACAAAACCAGCACUUCCCGCACACUCACUAUAUUGUGGACCGUGGGGCCGGGAUGACAUCAGUGCCUGUGGCUGGAGUGCAUUUUGGCACGAAGCCUGUUGGCAUAAGCAAUAUGACAUACAUCUCCACUGUGCAGUCAAUAUUCAUUUCACUCUGUGGUUUUAUAGAGUUAUGACAAGGGGUUAUUUGUAGGCUUUACUGUGGAUGCUUGCUUGGACAGUGAAUAAACUCUUUUGAAGAUGAGAUCCAAAUGGAGUCUUAGCAACAGACAUCAUCAUCUCUUGUUUGAAACUAAAGUAAUCUAUGAAAUUUUACAGUAUUUAUAUUACUCAUGGCUUCUAUUUUAGCAAUCUGUGAUCCUAGCAGAAAAUGUAUCAGAAGAAGCAUUCAUGUAGUGUAUCUGAAGAAUUAGAGGCUUUAAUUUUGAGGAAACAAUGCCAAAAAUGAAAGGAAAAUCCUCCUAAAUACCAUGGUCAUGGUCCUCAGCAUUCAUUUGAGACAUUUCCUCCACAAAAAUCUCAUUCUUUGAAGAUUUAAAGUAGUUCUAUCAUCCUCAUAAUGUGCAGUGACACAGAAAAUGUUUUGAUUUGGCGUUCUGAGGAUACAAGAAAAUAAACGCAGAUGCUACUCUACAUAGAGAACCAAACAUCAGCUGAUGAAAAAUGACAAUUUUCUCCAAACUUGGGCCUGAAAAAGACAAGGAUGCAUAAGGGAAAUUCAUUAGAAUUUAUAAUGAGAGGAAGAGAAAGGGGCUGCUAAUGAUGCUCGGAGGCAUCAAAGGAAAGGGGUUUAUUGACCAAAUGUAAAACUUUUCCAAAACUGGCACACAACAAUCCCACAAGGUUAUGAUGUUUUUGUGUAAGAGAAGCUCACUGUUUGACCUAGAUUCAGUUUAUCUGCAAAAUUAUCUGUAAUGAUGACAUGCAACAUUCCAGUUUUAACAGUUUAAUUAUACUAUUUUGCUUUAAAGUGGUAAAAGCUUCAUUGUAAUUCAUAUAUGCAUUUAAGAUUAUUUUUGUGCUCAUGUGACCUACAAAACGUCUUUUUGUACGUGAAAUACAUCAUUUGUGUUUGCAAAAUAUUACCAUUUGCCUUAAGUUGAUAUAAUGGUUGGUAAAAAAUGUCCCAGAGGUCCGUGGCUGAUUUCAGUCAUCUUGGUUUGUAUGCAGACUUAUCUCAGGUAAUUUGAGAACCUUACUAUUUAAAGUUGGAACAAGUGAUUUCAUUAUAACUGGAAAGAUGAAUGAUUGUUUUAUGAGUGGACACAUGGAGAUUCAGGGGCAUGCUGUGCCAUGUACAUUUCAUUCCUAAAUAUUGAGAUAUUUUCUCUGCAAUAAAUUGUUCACAUAA
This is a messenger RNA of Cheilinus undulatus (humphead wrasse), 4907 nucleotides long. It is a transcript of the gene sec24d, whose product is annotated as SEC24 homolog D, COPII coat complex component. Gene Ontology annotation, biological process: intracellular protein transport; COPII-coated vesicle cargo loading; endoplasmic reticulum to Golgi vesicle-mediated transport. The record is from RefSeq and is a predicted model, not a curated record. Lineage: Eukaryota; Metazoa; Chordata; Actinopteri; Labriformes; Labridae. The transcript has 23 exons. Gene Ontology annotation, molecular function: zinc ion binding; SNARE binding. The coding region runs from base 166 to 3270 and encodes 1034 amino acids. Gene Ontology annotation, cellular component: endoplasmic reticulum exit site; COPII vesicle coat.